Morone saxatilis (striped sea-bass) is the source of this 3615-nucleotide messenger RNA. RefSeq names its product POP1 homolog, ribonuclease P/MRP subunit (gene pop1). NCBI's taxonomy places the organism in Eukaryota, Metazoa, Chordata, Actinopteri, Moronidae. Bases 136 to 3093 code for a protein of 985 amino acids. The transcript is spliced from 16 exons. The record is from RefSeq and is a predicted model, not a curated record. Gene Ontology annotation, biological process: tRNA 5'-leader removal. Gene Ontology annotation, cellular component: nucleolar ribonuclease P complex; ribonuclease MRP complex.
CACACCUGAUCAUGCCAGCUGCGAGGACAACUCACAUGGUAGCUAACUAACUGUGAAGAGAGGACGCUACAUUGUGAACAAAGUUUGUGACAUACAGACAUACUGGGGAAUCAAGAGGUGGACGUAUGCUGUAAAAUGUCUGCAGCUAAAGUAAAGAUGCGGGGCAAGAAGAUGAGGAACCAGCCCGUCAGUGUGCAGUAUCCAUCCGGCAGCAGCCAGAACGGAGGAGACACCUCGGUUACCGGUGGAGGGCGUGAUGAUGGUCCAUCCGAUGUACGUCCAUCUACAGAAAGGCCAAAGAACCCUCACCAGCGGGCUGGAUGGGUCCGUGGACACCAGAAAGAUGGUGGAGGGUAUGCUAAGGAGAUGCCCAAGCUAAUCACUGCUGGAGCUUUUGCCAGGGCCAGGUCGGCAGAGGUCAGGGCUAUGCUGAAAGCCGUCACUGUGACAACAGGAAGCUCCCAUGUGUGCGGAGCCCUGCCCAAACACAUGAGGAGACGGGCUAUGAGCCACAACACCAAGCGUCUCCCUCGCAGGCUGAGAGAUGUGGCCAACCGAAUGCGGGAGAAGAGCCUCCAGGCCGGCUCAAAGAAGAAGAAGGAACAGGCAAAGAGCAAGAGCCGCAAGGCCCGCCGCCGGCACGGAAAUCUAUUGCUGGAAUUUAACCGCCGGCAGAGGAAGAACAUGUGGCUGGAGACACACAUUUGGCACGCCAAGCGCUUCCACAUGGUUAAAAAGUGGGGCUACUGCCUGGGGGACAGACCGACAUACAAAUGCUACCGGCCUUGCUACAGGGCAAUGAGCGGCCACUGCCUGCUGCAGGACCUUUCUUACUACUGCUGCAUAGAGCUACAGGGAGAGGAAGACAAGCUGCUGGCUUCUCUGUCACAGCUGACCAGCAAGGAAGCCGGUCCUACAUUUGCUGCAGCACUGAGUCUAUCAGGGCGAAGACAGGGCAGUGUGAUGGUGUACAAAGCAGGACAGUACCCCUCACAGCCCCUGGGCCCUGUCACCUUCCUCUGGAGACCCCGUACACAGGGCUCAACCCACAGGCAGCUGUGGAUUUGGGCUCAUCCCAUUAUUAAAAAAGACCUUCUUCCUGAGUUACGAACUGUGUGCCAGUGUUGCGAGGCUGUAGUUCCUUCAGUCGUUCCAGUGGUGACACCUGCUGAGGUUGUUCCUACCCUAGAACCAGAACCAGGGCCAAAGCCUGAAAAAAACCCUGAGACCAAGCAGAUAACUGGAACUAAGAGAAAGCGAAGCUGUAGGGUUUCCAGUGGACCUCCAGCCAAGAAGAUCCUGGGUGAUGGAACCAGAUCUCCCACCACCCCAGUUACCUGGAAGUCAAGCUCAACUGGAAUAGUUAUAAAUGACCUCACAAUGGAGAUUGUGCGCUACCGCCUGAUUGGACCACAAUCCCAUUCUGUUCUGGCGGAAACAUUGGAGGCUGCCACAGACUGUGAUGAAAUGAAUAAAUCCCAGCCCUCUUCCCUCUGGUGGCCUGAACACUGCAAAGACGAGAGCAAGAUGAAUCUGCAUCAACAACAAGCUGAUGUCUAUCACAUACUGAAAGGCAUCUAUUCGACUGGAGAGCUCCCCCCAGGCACAGUGCUGGGACUGACUGUAGAUGACCCCAGGCUUACUUUACCAACAAAGAAGGUUAAAGCUUUGCCCUGUGUAAAGCAGGCACAAGAGGUGGACGAGGAGAAAAGGAAGGAGCUGAUGUUGCGAGGAGUACCUGAACACUGCUGUCAGAGUUACCUGUGGGAGCAGUCUGUCCGGGACAAUGUCACUGAUAACAAGAUAUCAGAGCAGGAGUUGAACCGGAUGAGAAGUGAGGUGCUGGUGCCGGGCUCACGGCUGAGCCCCACUCCCCUGCAGGGCCGAGUCCCCAUCCUACUGGUUCACCAGCCUGGCAAGCAGGUGGGACAUGAGAUGAGCUCCUGGGGUGCUGGAUGGGACCUGCUGCUUCCUAAAGGAUGGGGCAUGGCCUUCUGGGUCCCACUGGUGUACAGAGGAGUCCGCAUCGGAGGGCUGAACAUGAGUCUGAAACACUCUCAGAAUAAAGGAGCCCCCCACUUCCCCCAUGACUACCCAGACUGCCCUGCAGGCGUCCACUUUCAGGAGGAGCAGGAGACAGAGCUCCUGGACAAGUUCAAAAGGCGUCCGCCCGCCAAAAGGACCAAUUACAUCAAACAUGGCUGUCUGGCACCGUUCCGUUGCCCAUGGCAACAGCUGGCCGAGGAGUGGGAGCUUAUCUUGAGGGAAGGAGGAGAGGAGAGGAAAGGAGACGGCCAGACUAGGACUGCAACAGAGGCUGACACAGAGAUGGAUGAGGAGGUGACAUCACAUAGAGAUAUCACUGUAACGAAGCCUCCGAGCCGCAUCACUGUACUGAGGAACACAAAGUCACUGAGGCUGCUUUCUGGUUGGUGCAGACCCACGACAUCUAAAGGUCAAAGGCAUUGUCGUGUUAGGGAGCUGCCGCCUCUCGACCGCUCAGCCGCCACAUCGUUCCUUACAGCACACGGGAUGAGUCUGGUGUGGGUCCGUCUGUCACUGCUGUCCAAGGGCAAACCAGAGCUCCAUGCCAUGGUGUGUGUGCCAACUGCGGAGGACCUGCAGCUGCUGAAGAAAGGGCCCGGCAGCAGCGGCCCACAGGAGCCCCCGCACAGAGACCACUUUAAAAGCAGAAUCAAACGCAGGAAGAAGGGCCCCAAGAAAGCUGCUACAUCCUCUUUGUCUAGUAAGACCGAAGGCAAAGAGUCAAACCCUCCCUCUGCCUCUGAACCAAACCCCACAACAUCCAAAGACCCCAAAUCCUCUCCCCAGUCUUCCUUGGACCGUAUCUUCGGGCUGUGGCCAGAUCCUCUGCCAAGUGUUACCUCUCACUGCUCCCGGGUGACUCUAGGCUGGGUCACUCAGGGCGACUUCUCCCUGUCUGCAGGCUGUGGGGACGCUCUGGGGUUUGUCAGUGUCGCCGGUCUCCUUAACACCCUCAUCAAGCAGCCGAUGGAGCACAGAGGAAUGCUGCUGCUGCGCAACCCCGCCUCCCUGCAUUACCGCUUUGCUAAAAUCAACAUUGAGGUCUGAUUAAAACAUCUGAGCUUGGCCUCCAAAAACCACUGAAUUCUUGGUUAAUGGAGAAAGAUCAACACGAUUUCUGUCCUGCAGAGGCCUGAAAUUAUGUCAAUAAGUCACAAGAUGCUUCCUUCACUAAGUGAUUUCUGUGCCUUGAUAGUUGCUUUCUUGGACUGUGCCAUCAUCUACUCUACAGUGUUGGUUAAAGACUUAAAGACGGCAUGCAUAAGGCAUGACUACAAGCUACCUUGUGGUGCUGUUGAAAAGAUCAUUUUUAGUUGUGUAUAUUUUACUCUGGCAAGUGACACCCUCAUUAUUUCAGUUGGAAAAGGUUGGUUGUUUUCGUAUUUGUUUCCAGCGCCUUUGUCAGAGGGGUGCUUCAGUUAAAUACUGUAACUGAAUGAAAGCCUUUUAUCCAAAAUGGAAUUAAUCUGGGGCCUAUUUUACAUUCUUCUGUAUCCAUGCUGAUGAGUAUUUAUGUUGGCCUUCUGUUAUUUAAAAAAAGUCAAAUAAAUAGGUUUGAAUUUGAGAAAA